ACUAUAAUUAUCAAAAUUAAAUAAAUAGUAAGCGAACUCACGUAUUGCUGUAAAAACUAAUUGCAGCAUAAUCUUAAUACGCGCAUUUUAGAAGACUUUUAUAGAUAGUCAUAAAGUAUGAGCGAAGUGAGCGCCGCCGAUAAACUGGAAUAUGUCAAGUCAAAGAUUGGCAAGCACAUAGACUUUCCAAAAAAGGGCAUUGUUUUCCGCGAUAUAUUUGGCGCACUAACCGACCCCGAUGCGUGCGUUUAUCUGCGCGAUUUGUUGCUGCAACAUAUACGUGCCGCACAUCCCGAUGUGGAGCUGAUAGUGGGACUAGACUCACGUGGUUUUCUGUUUAAUCUGCUACUCGCCACCGAGCUGGGAGUGGGUUGUGCGCCGAUACGCAAGAAGGGCAAGCUGGCGGGCGAGGUUAUCUCUGUGGAGUAUCAACUGGAAUAUGGCACUGACACGUUUGAAAUACAGCGUGCUGCUAUCAAGCCCGGACAGAAAGUGCUGCUUGUGGAUGAUCUGCUAGCCACAGGUGGCUCUCUACGUGCAGCUACAGAGCUGGUGCGCAAAGUGGGCGGCGUGGUGCUGGAAAGCCUAGUGGUCAUAGAGUUGGAGGAAUUGCAGGGACGAAAGAAGCUGGACUGCAAUGUACAUUCCUUGAUUCAAUACUAAAACUGCCUAGAACAAAUUUACUGCUAUAAGUGCAUUUAGCUAUGAAUUUUGUACCUUUUAAAAUACCACUAAAUGAAUUUUUCUAUGAUAUAUGGUAAAAGUGUAAAGCAUUUCAAAGGUUGUACAAGAAAAUAAAUA
Molecule: messenger RNA, 801 nt
Organism: Drosophila busckii
Lineage: Eukaryota; Metazoa; Arthropoda; Insecta; Diptera; Drosophilidae
Gene: Aprt
Product: adenine phosphoribosyltransferase
Exons: 3
Coding region: 118-663 (181 amino acids)
Biological process (GO): AMP salvage; adenine salvage
Cellular component (GO): cytoplasm
Molecular function (GO): adenine phosphoribosyltransferase activity; AMP binding; adenine binding
Source: RefSeq, a predicted model, not a curated record